GUCUGUGUUGGCUCAGCAUGAGUUUGCCGUCGGGUGUCGAUAUGCAGAAUCUAAUGUCGCAGCAUCCGGUUUUGGGCGCCCUGCCGCCCGCCUUCUUUCUGCGCGCCGCCUCGGAGCGUUAUCAGCGUACCCCAAAAUGCGCCAGGUGUCGCAAUCAUGGCGUGGUGAGCGCCUUGAAGGGUCACAAGCGUUAUUGCCGCUGGCGGGAUUGUGUCUGUGCCAAGUGCACUUUGAUAGCGGAACGGCAGCGUGUGAUGGCCGCACAGGUGGCGCUGCGACGCCAGCAGGCGCAGGAGGAGAACGAGGCCAGGGAGCUGGGCCUGCUGUACACCUCGGUGCCCGGUUCGGGUCAGGGUCAGCAACAGAAUGGCAGCGAUAGUGUUACGCCCACCCCGCACAGUCCCACAGCGCCCGGCACUGGUGCUGGCCCGGCACAAAAUGGUGUUUUCCAUGGCGGUAUACCAUCACCGCCCAGCGAUGGCUACGAGGCAAGCUCCACGCCCAGCCACCAGCAGCAACAGCAACAGCAGCAGCAGCAGCAGCAACAACAGCUACAGCAGCAGCAACUUCAUCAUCAGCAACAGCAGCAGCAACGCCAGCAGCAGCAGCAUUACAAUGGCAAUGAAUCCGACACGGAUGGACGCACCCGUUCCGAGCACCUCAGCGUUGGCUUCUCACCCACACGCACCGAGCUGGACGAGAGUCCCGUUUCCAAACGUGGUGCUGCUCACUCGAAUGAAACAGAUCAGGAUACGGGCUCCGAGUGCGGUUCACCCAGCAGUCCCCGGCCCAAGGUGGCUGGUUUGUUUAAUCUGACGUCCAGUUUGUCGCCGGCACGCACCGGACCGCCCAGUUCGCCGGAAUCGGAUUUGGAUGUGGAUUCGGCACCGGAUGAGGCAACGCCGGAGAACUUGAGCCUGAAGAAGGAGGACAGCAACUCGCCGCCAAAUACACCCGCCGAGAAUCUGCAUCUGUUGCGCUCCUUUGGCAAUGGGCAUGCCCAGGGCUUUAUGCCCUAUCAUCAUACACAGUUCCUGGCCGCCGCCGGGCUGCCCACCCAUCAUCCGGCAGCGCAGGCGCAGUCGCUGCAGCAACAGCAGCAGCAACAACUUUUGGGGCAGCAUGUUCAGCAUCAGCAGCAGCAGCGAUCCCCCAUCGAUGUGCUGAUGCGUGUGUUUCCCAAUCGGCGACGCAGCGAUGUGGAGCAGCUGAUGCAGCGCUUUCGCGGCGAUGUCCUCCAGGCCAUGGAGUGCAUGCUCGCUGGCGAGGAUUUGACGCAGACACCGCCGCCGCCGGCAUCGUCGGCCCAUUCGGUGCCCCCCUCGCCGCCAUUCCCCAUGAAGUCCGCCUUCUCGCCACUGGUGCCGCCCGCUGUGUUCGGUUCCCCCACCCAUCCGCAUCGCUAUCAUCCUUUCAUGCAGGCGCAUGCCAAGCGUUUCCUUUCUGCCCCCUAUGCUGGCACAGGAUAUCUGCCGGGAGUGUUGAGCAGCGCGGAUAUCGAUCAAUCCGAGUCGAAUGGUGCUGGUGGCAUUGCCAUGGACCGGAGUAGUAAUGCCGGCGAUUCCCAGGAUUGAGGCUUGGUCGUCUUCCGGCCCUUUGAGACGUCAUAGCUCAAGCAUCCCCAGUGGCUCCAGUGGUUCCAGUGGCUCCAGUGUAAACAUUGUUUAUUUUUAGGCAAAUCACAGUAGAAUUGAUUUUUCUUUAGUUCGUAAGAUUGUAACACUGGCUAUAUAUAUAUAUAUACAUAUAUAUAUAUAUAUCCUAAAGCCCAUAUAUAACCCACCCACAUAUAUCCAGAACAGAUCUGCAUAACUGUAAAUUGUAUCUGCGACAUGUUUAUCACUCGGCAAGUAUUUGUAUUAUACGUUAAGAGCUCUAAGAUACUACGUUUAGAUAUAUUAUUAUUAUUGAGAUUAUUGUGUAAAGAAUCAUAUAUACCGAUUGAGAUACCUAUGUAUAUGUACCAUAUACUUAUA
This is a messenger RNA of Drosophila grimshawi, 1976 nucleotides long. It is a transcript of the gene dmrt99B, whose product is annotated as doublesex- and mab-3-related transcription factor A2. Lineage: Eukaryota; Metazoa; Arthropoda; Insecta; Diptera; Drosophilidae. The transcript is spliced from 4 exons. Gene Ontology annotation, cellular component: nucleus. Gene Ontology annotation, molecular function: DNA-binding transcription factor activity, RNA polymerase II-specific; RNA polymerase II cis-regulatory region sequence-specific DNA binding. Gene Ontology annotation, biological process: sex differentiation; regulation of transcription by RNA polymerase II. The coding region runs from base 18 to 1574 and encodes 518 amino acids. The record is from RefSeq and is a predicted model, not a curated record.